Molecule: messenger RNA, 858 nt
Organism: Xenopus laevis (African clawed frog)
Lineage: Eukaryota; Metazoa; Chordata; Amphibia; Anura; Pipidae
Gene: gng3.L
Product: guanine nucleotide-binding protein G(I)/G(S)/G(O) subunit gamma-3
Exons: 3
Coding region: 164-391 (75 amino acids)
Source: RefSeq, a predicted model, not a curated record
GUUCAGUCCUCUGUCAUCCUGCCUUUCCUUUCACCCUCCCAUCCUCCUUCAGUUUCUCCUCCCCCAUUUGCUUUGUUGUAGGGUGUGUGUGUGUGUAUGGUACAGCUGCAGUAAAGCGACUGAUCAGCAUCCUGUAUCCCUCCACUACCAGACAGACAGCACAAUGAAAGGAGACACACCAGUGAACAGCACUCUGAGUGUUGGACAGGCAAGAAAAAUGGUGGAGCAGCUGAAGAUUGAAGCCUCCAUGUGUCGUAUUAAGGUCUCUAAAGCAGCUUCAGAUCUCAUGACAUUCUGCGAUGCUCACACUUGUGAAGAUCCUCUUAUAACUCCAGUGCCCACCUCGGAAAACCCUUUCAGAGAGAAGAAAUUCUUCUGUGCCCUCCUCUGACACCUUCACUAAGGCGCACACACCCUUGGACCGGGCUACUGGCACCAUUCCCAAACCCUUUUACUGAAAUCCCUUUGUCCUAUUGACUCUCCUCUCCACCAUUUGCGUGGUUUUAAUGCCGUUUUCUUUCCUAUUAAAGGACAGAAAUGUUGGUAAAAACAUACCCCCCUUCAUAUCAAAGACAAGGGGAUUGUUGGAAACUUCACCUGUUCCUGUUCCUUUCCCUGCCCUGGGUUGUGGGAAUGUUCACAUCAGUAUUUAUUUGUAAAUUGAAACAGUGAUUAAUAAACAUUGCCAAAAAAAAAAAACAGCCUGAAUCAAACUGAAGCAAUGUUUAAGACUAGAAUAACUAUUUACAUUGGUAACGCAAUCAAGUUUGUGGUUGUGCUAAAGCUUCCAUAGAGUACAAAAAUGUAAUUGCGAAUCAUGUGUCCAUCCCAAUAAAUGGGUUACAUUCCAGUAGGUUA